Messenger RNA from Prunus avium (sweet cherry), 2642 nucleotides. RefSeq names its product DEAD box RNA helicase (PRH75) (gene PRH75). The record is from RefSeq and is a predicted model, not a curated record. Lineage: Eukaryota; Viridiplantae; Streptophyta; Magnoliopsida; Rosales; Rosaceae. Gene Ontology annotation, molecular function: RNA helicase activity; ATP binding; RNA binding.
CAUAAAAGCCGCGAAACCCUAAUUUAUUUUCUCCUCUCUCAUUCUCCUGCUAACGCACCUCACUGCCACAACUUUCUGUAGCAGGAGAAACCCCAAACUCUUACAGCUCCGCCUAUCUCUCGUUUGUUCUCUCCCUCUAUCUGUCUCUCUAUUUACACAGACGUAUACACACGUUCUCUCUCCCUAAAACGUCAUGCCUUCGUUAGAUAUAUCUGAUUAUCUACUCGCCGAGACCACUCCAAAGGAGAAAAAGGAGAAGAAGAUGAAAAAGUCGAAAAGCGAAACCCUAGAAGCCGACUCUCCAAGUACUGAGAAGAAGGCGAAGAAAGAGUCGAAGCUUAAAAAACGUAAGGCUUUGGAUGUCGAAGCCGACGAAGAUAGGAGCGAGACUAGCUCGGAGCUCGGCGAGGCCGUGAAUGCCAAGUCCAAAAGCGAGGAGAAGACCAAGAAGAAGUCGAAGAAAGCCAAGGUGGAACAAGAGGAGGAGCCCAAGAUUGAGGUGAAAAAGGCUGAAGAGGAUCCUAAUGCGGUCUCGCGGUUUCGGAUUUCCGAGCCGUUGAAGGCCAAAUUGAAGGAGAAGGGCAUUGAGUCCUUGUUUUCCAUUCAGGCCAUGACCUUCGAUACCAUUUUGGAUGGUUCUGAUUUGGUGGGUCGGGCGCGCACUGGCCAGGGUAAAACUCUGGCUUUUGUGUUGCCCAUUUUGGAGUCUUUAAUAAAUGGCCCUGCAAAAGCAUUUAGAAAGACUGGUUAUGGUAGAGCUCCAACUGUUAUCGUACUUUUACCCACUAGGGAACUAGCGAAACAGGUUUUUGCCGACUUUGAGUUUUAUGGUGGUGCUAUGGGGUUAGCAGCAUGUUGUGUAUACGGUGGAUCUCCCUACCAGCCUCAAGAAUAUAAGUUGAAGAGAGGGGUUGAUAUUGUUAUUGGAACACCCGGACGUAUAAAGGAUCAUAUAGAGAAGGGAAAUAUCGACUUAAGUACCUUGAAGUUCCGGGUCCUUGAUGAGGCUGAUGAAAUGUUGAGGAUGGGGUUUGUUGAUGAUGUUGAACUCAUUCUAGGAAAGGUAGGGGAUGUAAGUAAAGUUCAAACGCUUCUCUUCAGUGCAACUUUGCCGGAUUGGGUGAAAGGCAUUUCUUCUAGGUUUCUUAAACCAAAUAAGAAAACUGCUGAUCUGGUUGGUAAUGAAAAAAUGAAGGCCAGUCAUAAUGUUAGGCAUAUUGUUCUUCCUUGCUCCAGUUCAGCAAGAUCACAACUUAUUCCUGAUAUCAUUCGUUGUUAUAGCAGUGGAGGCCGCACAAUCAUUUUCACUGAGACUAAGGAAGCUGCUUCUGAACUUGCUGGGUUGCUGCCUGGAGCACGUGCUUUGCAUGGGGACAUACAGCAGGGUCAACGCGAGGUCACACUCUCUGGUUUCAGGUCUGGCAAGUUUAUGACAUUAGUGGCCACAAAUGUGGCAGCGCGUGGAUUGGAUAUCAAUGACGUUCAAUUAAUUAUCCAGUGUGAACCUCCACGUGAUGUUGAAGACUAUAUCCAUCGAUCUGGACGCACAGGCAGAGCAGGCAAUACUGGAGUUGCUGUAAUGCUUUAUGAUCCCAGAAGGUCAAAUGUUUCAAAAAUCGAAAGAGAGUCAGGGGUGAAAUUCGAACACAUAAGUGCUCCUAAGCCAGUUGAUGUUGCCAAAGCAGUAGGUCAGGAUGCAGCAGAAAUGAUAACCCGAAUCUCUGAUAGUGUAAUUCCCGCUUUCAAGUCUGUUGCCGAGGAGCUACUUAAGACCUCUGAACUAUCUGCUGUAGAACUACUGGCAAAAGCGCUUGCUAAGGCUGCUGGCUACACCGAGAUAAAGAAGAGAUCACUUCUAUCCUCUAUGGAGAACCAUGUCACAGUACUCCUCGAGGCUGGAAAACCUAUUUAUUCACCGUCUUUUGCUUAUGGGGUCUUGAGGAGGUUCUUGCCUGAGGAGAAGGUUGAGUCAGUGAAGGGUAUGGCGCUAACAGCUGAUGGAAAAGGCGCAGUGUUCGAUGUAGCAGCUGAAGAUUUGGAUAUGUUUCUUGCUGGUCAGGAAAAUGCGGCUAGUGUGAGCAUAGAGGUAUUGGAAUCACUGCCGAAUUUACAAGAAAAAGAAGCAAGGGGAGGAAGAUUUGGCGGUGGUGGUGGCUUCCGUGGUGGAAGGUUUGGCAGGGGUGGUGGUUCUUCUGAUAGAAGAAAUGAUAGGUUUUCAAACCGAUCCGGUGGUGGGAGAGGUCGCAGCAACUAUGGAAACAAAUGGUGAAACCUUCUAUCAAUGUUCCUCAACACUUAAUCUGUUGUGAGCAACACAAAACAAUAAAGGUUGCAUUUACAAUGGUUUCAAGUGGUGGAGGGACGAGAAGCCAGUUGAUCUGAUGAGUUGGGGUAGAGCAUAUUUUGACAAUGAAGAAAAUAUUCAGUAGAGGGCCUUGGUUUGGCUCAUUAAGGGAUCAUUUUUUUGUUCGUUUUGCGUAUAGCCUAUUAUUCUGUCAACCCCUUUCUCUAUUUUAUUCUACAAUUUUGUUCUCGUUUAUUAGGUCCUAGUUUGUGUUUUUUCCUUUUAACCCUUUACUAGUCAAUGAGAUUUUCCUUAUUUUUCCUAUCUGCUUCUCAAGUUCGUGGAAUGUAAGAACGGU